This is a messenger RNA of Mercenaria mercenaria, 13588 nucleotides long. RefSeq lists its product as uncharacterized. Gene Ontology annotation, biological process: establishment or maintenance of epithelial cell apical/basal polarity; heterophilic cell-cell adhesion. Gene Ontology annotation, molecular function: calcium ion binding; protein binding. NCBI's taxonomy places the organism in Eukaryota, Metazoa, Mollusca, Bivalvia, Venerida, Veneridae. The transcript is spliced from 63 exons. Gene Ontology annotation, cellular component: plasma membrane; protein-containing complex. The record is from RefSeq and is a predicted model, not a curated record. The coding region runs from base 138 to 10532 and encodes 3464 amino acids.
AUUUAUAACAUUCAACCAAACCAGAUAGAGGGAAAAGAAAUUUUUCACGGUCGCGGUGCGUCUAUAUAUUGUGGGACAACCUAUUGUCACCAGGCUAUUUUUAUUACGGGUGAAUUGAACGAGAACGUCGACUUUACAUGGCGAUACCCGAUACAAUUACAAUAUACCACACCCGUACUUUGUUUCACAGUGUUUUAGCCGGGCUCCGGGUAGGAUAUGGAAAUAUGAAAGUUUCGGGAUUGAUUCUGUCCGUCUGUCUGCUUUUACUAGCAGAGCAGGCUGCUGCGGGUGGUCAUACAGAGACAGAAAAGUUAGGAAAAGUGACAUUCGAGUGUAGUGAAGGCUGGUCUAUCUACAAUGGCAACUGUUACAAGGCUAUUGAUGUCCCGAUGCCGUAUGCGUUUGCAUCCCUUACUUGUUUGGGACAAGGAGGUCUUCUGUAUUAUCCUGAGAAUGAAAUAGAGUACCACGAUUUUGUUGCUGGUUUGCUGCCUAAGACAAUUUGGUUUGGAUUACAUAAGGAUGAUGAUGAUGGAAAAUGGAAGAUUGGAGAAGGAGAAGUACCACUGGAGAACAUUCCAAGAUGGGGUCUCAAACAGCCAGAUCAGGGCAUCGGUAAUGCCAGUGCUGUUGAUCCAGUGAAGGAAGUAAUGAUAUAUGAUGAAAACAAGAACUUACCAUUUGUUUGCAAAUACAGAGCCUGCAUGGAAGGUUAUACUCUAUGUGACUUAGCAAAAUGUAUUCCAAGUGAGCAGGUCUGUAAUGGAUUACCUGAGUGCGCAGAUGAAAGAGAUGAAAACAACUGCCCUGACCUUGGAAAAUGGUACCUACACCUGGAGGAAGAAACAGGAUCAUUCCAGACUGGAUCAGUUACUGAUUUCACAGAGAAAACCUGGAUCUUGGAAGCUGAUGUUGGAAAGAGGAUCAGACUUUAUGUACCUCAAAUGAAUCUUCAGACAAAUGUUGUGUUUGUUGAAGUUUGGAGUGGUGGGCCCACAUUUGAAUCUUCUGAGAUGUUACAUCGUUUUACAGGAAGUAAUAGCUUCAUAUAUCUGUAUUCAACUACCAACUUCCUCAUUGUGCGUUUGUAUGCUAUAGAUGUAAGCACCAACACUGCUUCAUAUUCAUUCGGAUGGUCAACAAAUAUAACACAAAUACCACAGGGUGAAAAAAAAGAAACAGCAAUGACGACUUGGAAAGGCAUUCCUAUACCGUUCACAUCUGAAGAAGUGAAACCGAAAAAUCUUAUGCUUUGGUGGCGUAUCGAUGCUCCGGAGGGUGAGCUUAUAACGUACUACGUGCAGAUUGACGCUAAAACAGGGUAUUCAGCAGAUGAUGUAAAAUUUGACAUCAAGGUCUAUGGCAUGGAAGAAUCUCUCGAGUAUCGCUAUUACUACACAUGGGCAUUUAACGAAAUGCACAUAGUGUCUAAUUUUGUGCCUGAAAAUGGCAAUGUAACAUUGCGAUACAAAUUAGGUUGCGGAAUGGAUAUUAAUGACACGUAUGGUAUAAUCGUUUCACCUCACCCAAUACCCAAUGAUCUUAAAUGCUCAUGGACUCUAAAUGCUGGACAAAAUAUGUCUCCUCCUAGAGGAAUGGCUCUGAAAUUCUAUAGCCUGAUGUUGAAAGAAGAUACAAGAACCAAUCCAGAAAUGAAAUUAGAGGAUAAAUUUAUGAUUUAUGCUGAUGGAUCUGAAACAGCUAUAACAGAUGUUGCUUUGUAUGAGGAUAACCUAGACAAUAUAAUACAUGCACCUGGGGGACAUUUCAAGGUGGACUUUGAAUCAGAUUAUGCCUUCAUGUCUCAGGGUUUCAGCAUUGGCUUUGGAACAGACUGCGUAGAUCUAAACGUAUCAGCUGAGACAAUUAAAAGCACCAACAUGACAUACUUCUGGGAAAAUGUCGAGCUGUCUUGUCCCACUGGAUUUAGAUAUCACAUGAAAAAAUACUUUGACAUGGAUAUAGUGACACUUCGAUGUGACUCGAUGUGGGAGAUAGAUGGUGAAGAUCCAGGAGCUAUACCUGAAUGUCAGGUUGUGCACUGUGGUCCUCCAACAAGGAUUCAGAAUGGUGGUGUUAAGUCAGCUACAGGAGUUACCUAUAAUGAAGUAGCUACAUAUUUCUGCAAUGAUGGAUUCCAGAUGAGCAUUGGCGGUCCGAAUGCUACUUGUGACAAGGAUGGCAUGUGGACAGAUGUCCCUACAUGUACAUCGUCGGUUUGUACAGUUCUCAGUGAAAAUAUCCUUCCAAAUGGAAAGUUUGAGAUUAUUCGAGGAAAUGACUUUUCUGGUAAUAAUGCAGACUUUAAUACUGUGGUAGAGUUUUCAUGUGAUCCGGGAUAUGAAAUUGUCGGUCCUACGAUUUCGUUCUGUGAUUCAGAUGGAUGGACGCAUACAGAUAAUCCCCCAAGUUGUAAAAGAACACCCUGUGCUGUGCCUUUAAUAGCAAACUCUAACGUUCCGUUGGAUGGCCCUACUUCACCAACAUUAUCUGGAGACACAUAUCUUGUGAGCUGCAAUGCAGGAUAUAAGUUCAGGUCCACUGAUGCAGGAUCUUUAAAUAUGCUCUGUCAAGCAAACAAAACAUUUGAUCAGACACCUGGAUGUGAAGACAUAGACGAGUGUGACACAAAUACAGACCUGUGUCAGGAUUCAUCAACCAUUUGUAUGGAUACAGAUGGGUCAUAUAUCUGUGAAUGUAAACCAGGAUAUGAACGAGUAAAUGAUUAUGCAUGUGCAGAUAUCAGAGAAUGUGAUGAUGAGAAAGGAGGCUGCAGUACAAGAUGUGUGGAGGAACCAGGACCUUACAAGUGUGAAUGUGAUCCAGGAUUUGAACUGUUUGAAGGUGACGGAUUUAAUGGCUAUGACGUUCCUGCAGGCGAGACUGGAUUGCGGCGUGGAGAUCGUUACCUGGUUAACCAUACAUGUGUCCGUGUACAAUGUCCAACCUUGCCACCAGUGUCGAAUGGAAAGUAUCUCACAAACAGAGACUCUAACUUAUACUUUGAGGAUACAGUUACAUUACAAUGUGCUGACGGGUACCAGGUGAAUAAAACUGGCCUCUCGGGAACAACUUCUUUUGUAUCUUCAUGUAAAAAUGAUGGAACAUGGGAUGAACUAUAUAGCUGUGAAGCUAGAAAAUGCAGUUUACCAGCAACUCCUACAUAUGGCGUUUAUGACAAGACAGAAGUUAUGUUUGGUGAAACUGUUACCUUAACCUGUAACUUGACAUCAAUCAAGACAAAAGAACUGAAGGCUAUGUGUAUCUAUGAUGGAGGGAAUGUAGGGUUUGCUGGAGCAGAUAUCACCAAAUGCCCAGAAAUUGAUUGUGGUGAGCCCGAGUUGGUAAUGCCAGUGGGUGGAAAAUUCUUUAACAACAUAGGGCCUGCAACAAACACAUAUCUACCUUCCACCUCCAAGUUUAUUUUCGACUGUGACAAUGGUUUUGAUGUCACUGGAUUCUCGAAUGAUGAUGAAGGUAACACUACUGUCAGGUGUAAGAAAAAUGGCCGAUGGAACUUUGGGACACUGGCUUGUGCUGGAAAAAUGUGCACAGACCCUGGUACUCCUGGAGAUUCUAAACAGGUAGUUAAUGGAUAUGAGAUUGGCUCAGUUCUUUAUUACACAUGUGACAGAAAUGGAUUUACAAUAACAAGUCCUACUAAUUACACAUGUGAUUACAUUGGUAAUAAUGCAGUGUGGUCUAACAAUCUAGCUGGAAAUCUUCCUGAAUGUAGAGACACAGAAAAUCCAACAUUUAGUGGUAGCUGUGGAGAGACAUACAACAUUGAUGCAGUUGAUCAAGUGUUCUUCACACCUGGAACAGCCAGUGAUAACUUUGCAGUGGCCUCAUUCAGCAGGAUUGAUCCUUUACAGUCUGGUGACAGGCUGCUUGUUGAUACCUCAGUAACUUACACUGCGAGAGAUUUCCAAGGAAAUGAUGAAACAUGUACAGUUACCUUUAAUGUUAUAGAUCGCACAGUUAAGCCAACACUUGGUUGUCCGCCAUCAAAGACAAUUUCUGUUUCUGGUAGAGAUUCUGAGGCCUAUAAUACAUCUAGUGAAAUCUCAGUAUCUGGUGGUACGCUUCAAGUGAGCCCAUCAUCACUUGCUGUGUCUGUUAGUAAAAUUGGCACAGCUGACAUUGUUACAGCUACUGCAGAAGAUGAGUUUGGCAGGGAAUCCAUGUGCAAAUUUAUGGUUGAUUAUGUUGCGAAUGCUUGUUUCCAAGAACAGAUAUUUGUUGACAAUAAUGCAUUGAGAGACUGCAACGAAGUUGGUGGGAAUCUUGUCUGCGAGUCCACCUGCAAAACAGGCUAUAUUUUCUCUGAUAAAACCAGUGCCAAGAAUUUCACAUGUUCCGGGACAGGGAACUGGGAUUAUACCAGUACUUUACCUCAUGAUCGCUUCUGUCUAUUGAAAGAGAACCCAGAGUAUAUAGUUUCUGUGGACUUGAUACAUACCUAUGAGUACAUUUCCGGUGAUUGUUUGAAUGAGUACGGAAACUCUUUAACGAAUAAUAUACCUACCUUUGAACAAAACAUUUUAAGCCUUUGCAACCAGCAGUGGGAUGUCUCAGUAAACACAGCUGAAAAAGGAGGAAACUUUUUUGAGUUUGAAACAACUUUGGAUCUCAAAUUAUUAUCAUCUGUUAGUGUGUCUGAAAGUGAAGACUGUAUCAAUAAAAUUGUGAAUACCACAUACAAUGUGUUUGAUGUCACUGGAAGCGCUUUGUUUUGUACAGCAGCUGGUCAAAGCUACGAUCUGACUGUGAAGGAAGAUUCAGUUAUAUCAGGGACUGGGGCACUUAGCUGCUCAACUGUAGGUUACAGCUUGGUUGAUGAUAUCUGCUUGCCAUGUGGACCUGCCCAGUUUUUCAACUUGGAAACAAAUGCUGUAAAUGCUUGCCCAGAUGGACAGUACCAAGAUGGUUUUGCUCAGACAAGUUGUAAAAAUUGCUCUUUUGGACAGUAUCCAAAUAGUGAUAAGACAGGCUGUCAAGUUACCUGUCCCAGAGGAUUUCGAUCAGAUUCAGGAUUCUACCCCUGUACUGCAUGUGGCGUAGACACAUAUUGGACAGCCAAGGACACAUGUACUCAGUGUCCAGGUGCCCAGUCAACUGUUGGCAUUGAAGGAGCAGCUGAUGAAACAAAGUGCAUUGAGCCAUGUCCUAAGGGUACAUACUCAAAAACAGGAUAUAAUGUAAAUGGCUGCACUCCAUGCCCAGUGAACUUUUACCAGGAUGAAACAACACAAAGGACUUGCAAGCCGUGUAACAAAAACCAGAGGACAUCUACAACAGGAAGCAUCAACUCUAGUAAUUGCACUGAUGUUGUUGAUGUAUGUGACAGAACAACUUGCAAUGAUAAUGGUGCUUGUUCAUAUGAACGUGGUUAUAGGGAGUGUACAUGUGAUACUGGAUACUAUGGUGAUAGGUGUCAGAAUAUGUACCAUAUUUGUGAUGGAAAUCCUUGCACUAAUGGGGCCACAUGUGUAAGAGGGGCAACUCCAACAGAUUACACUUGUACCUGUAGAACAGAUUUGGACAUCUGUGAAAUGGACGUUCAGGAAGAUGCAAAAGUUGGAAGUCAAGGUUUAGCUAGUCAGCUGAGAACUGUUCAAGUAUCAAAUUUGCAAGGGUGUAAAUCUGAAUGUUUGAAUGAUAAUGAAUGUAAAGAGGCUUCAUUCUUAUCUUCUAGUAACUUCUGUGUUCUGUUUAAUGCCGAACUUUUAGCAAAUGAGUUGAAUGAUGAGAGCAACACAGAUGACCAGCACUUACGGAAAAUUUGUAACAUAGCUUUUGGCGGAGACCGUUGUGAACAGGACACAAAGAAUGACUGUGAAAAUGCCGGUUGCCACGAAAACUCACAGUGUAUGGAUAAAAUCAAUGGCUUUGAGUGCAUCUGCCCAUCUGCUGGUGGAUAUACUGGAAAUCUGUGUACUAUGGCGAACAAUCCAUGUAGUCCAAACCCCUGUGAACGAGGUACCUGCCGGGCGUUUGGUUCUGUAAGAUAUGAGUGUACAUGUCCAAAUGGAUAUAAAGGCCUCAACUGUGAAAUCAACAUUGAUGAAUGUGCCAUGUACCCUGAUGCCUGUCCGUAUGGGGGUAAAUGUAUUGACCGGAUAGAUGAUUACACAUGUUCCUGUAGUAGUGGCUUCUCUGGUCCUUUCUGUGAAAACACGCCAAACUUCUGUAAUAAUCAUGACUGCAGUGGUGAUAAUGUGUGUUAUAACAGCUUAGACAGAAUGGAAGGUGUUUGUGUGUGCGACACAGAACUGUUUGUACCUCGAUACCGAUGUGCAAUGAAUGUUGUUCAAAACGAGAGCGCUGUUGACCAACAGGCAAAUACGGUCACUUCUUCAGUAUUCUUGACCACCAUUGAUGAAUGUGAAAACCUCUGUCAGAAUAAUCCUAAUUGUAACAUAGCUACAUUCACUGAUCUUCAAGAUAGUACUGGUAGAUUUAUCUGUGCACAGUACAACAGCAGUUAUGCAUCAAAAACAGACAGUGCAUCUGUUGCAAUUUAUAAAGAUUGUAACGACAGACCAGCUGAAGCAUAUGCAUGUGACCAAGAGAAAAUGCCAUGUGAUAAUGUGGACUGUAACAAUGGGACAUGUUUGAAUAUCAAUAACAACCUUGACAGUUUCUGUGACUGUGAUGAAGGCUUUACUGGUUUCCGUUGCCAACAUAGUAGGGAUGACUGUUUAGGGAACCAGUGUGAGAAUGGAGCUGAAUGCAUUGAUGGACAUCUAACAUACACAUGUGACUGCAAACUGGGCUUUGAUGGCAACAGAUGUGAAAAUGAUAUCAACGAUUGUCCAGGAUCCUGUAAUAUUACCAAUGGUAAAUGUGAAGAUGGAGUCAAUGGAUACAAAUGUAUAUGUAAUGAUGGAUAUGUUGGCGAUACUUGCAAUGUGGAGAUAAAUGAAUGCUCAAGCUACCCAUGUGAACAUGGUGGAACAUGUACGGAUGAAGUUAAUGGAUUUACUUGUGACUGUCCGGAUGGCUGGGAAGGAGACAGAUGUGAAAUUCAGAUAAACAACUGUGCUGGCCGCGCACCUUGUCUUAAUGGAGGAGAAUGUUUCAGUCUUCCAAAUUCGGCACGGUGCAGAUGUGAGGGUGGUGCUACUGGAGAGAAUUGUGAAAAUGCUACAUUGCUGUGUGAUACACUCUCUAACCUUAAUGUGUGUAUAAACGAGGGAGUUUGUGUCAAUGGAGAGGGAACUGCCACAUGUUCUUGUCCUGUAGUGUAUGAUACGCAACGCUGUUUCAUGCAGGAAGGAAUGGUGAAUAAACAGGGUGGAAACAUUGCUGACGCUAAAAUUAAUCUUGAUUCUGGAUCACCUCUCACAGCAGAAUACUGCAAAACCAGAUGCUUAAAUAACAGAAUAUGCCAUGCUGUUUCAUUUAUUGAUAACCCUGCCAGUCCAGUUAAGUUUUGUAGAUAUUACACAGUUGAAGAAGAAACCUUGACUGAUUCUGAAAAUUCAAUACAUUUCAGAAGAUUUUGUCCAACUGAUUUCCAGGGAAAAUCAUGUGAGAUAGUGAAGGACUGGUGUGCUGAAAACCCAUGUAAAAAUGAAGGAAUAUGUAAACCUGUGAACCCAGUAGGAUACGAGUGUGAAUGUAUGCCAGGUUAUAGUGGUCCAGUAUGUGAGACAGCCGCAGACCCAUGUAAAAGCGACCCAUGUAGGGGACAAGCAAAGUGCCAGUCAACUCCAACAGAAUAUAUCUGCCAGUGUGAAGGUGGUAAGGUUUGGACAGGAACAUCUUGCAAAACAUCAAGAACAGAUUAUACAAUGUUAGUGAAUGCCGCUAUGGGCCAGCAGCCUCCAACCUUGCAGACAACCUUUAGAUUAAGCACUAAUGAACUUUCUGUCAUGAUGAAAGUCAAAAUCCACCAUGUUAAUACGGAACUUCCACUAGCCACACUGUUUGCAUUACUUGUAACACCUGAUUUGGAAUUGCCUGAUAGUAUUGUAUUUGACUUUUCCUUGACUGUCAGUAUUUAUGGAAUUUAUGUUACAUACGGGCUUGAAGAAGCCAAGGGUAUACCUUUUACUGAGGAUUUUGGAAAAUCUAUAUUUGAUGGAGAAUGGCAUCACGUGGGUAUUGCAAUAGACAGUGAAGGAAUGUUAUCAGCAACCAUUGACUCGUUACAUGUAGAAGAUCUAGUUGAUACUGGUCGCAACUUGUCUCUUGAUUACAAUGCACAGAUAAGUCUUGGAUAUGGUUACAUCAUAGAGUAUGAGAACGUUGAAGUGUAUGACGUAUACUUAGAACGAAAGGUCUUUUCCAAUGCUUUGGCUGGCAAUAAACCUUCUGAAAACCCUGUUCAGCGUUUUGAUAACUUUAAUUUUCCGCCUUCAGCAAAGUUUAGCAUGGAUCCCCUACAAACAAACAUAAUGAAAAAUCCCAACUUGGUUAUACCCGAACUAGACUGCAGUAAAAUGGAGGACAUUUAUUAUGCAUCUGACAUGAGAUUGACGCUGUGCAGUUCAAUACCCAAAAUUGCCGAUAUGUAUGACUCUGUCACAUCGGUAGAAGGAGAAGAUCUGACAUAUUAUGAUACUGUUGAUUCAACAUUGACACGAGGAUAUUAUCCAGUAAUAUUCAUUGGAAAAAAUGAGACAACAAAAAACUAUGGUCAGUGUAGAUCUAACCUCUACGUAAGAUACAAUUCUAAGUGUCCAUCGAUGGACGGACUGUUCAGUGCAUCAGUAGAGUCGAGACCAUGUUCUGAUACUGUAGGUGGUUACUGUGAUGUUAAGUGUGACUCUUCGCAAGCGGUGAUAUCAGCACCUACACCUUACUACAUCACCUGUGGAUCACUGGGUGUCUAUGAUUACAGGACACCUUUUGCUGAAACAUACUAUCCUGCUUGUGAAGCCGCUAUACCAGCAAAAUAUCAGCUUGAUGUUUCCAUGCAGUUUAUGUUGGAAAUAACCUGUACUAACAUCCCAGAUUCUACUCUCAGUAGAAUGGAUGAAGAAGUACGGAGCAAAUUUGUGGAAAACAUAAAACCAAGAUGGAAUAACAUUUGUGAGGGUGAUUGCACUAACCUGAUAGAUGUACAGUACAAGUGCGGGAAUGCAGACAAUGUAUUUGUGGAGUUUUCCCUUGUUUUAACAAGCUUGAGGUUAGAGGAAGUAGGCGGUGGUUCCGCUGAUGUAGAGGAUGUUCUCAAAAUUGUUAUUAAGAUCGAAAAUCUGCUGGAUAUAUCUACAAUAUCAGGUGCAACCUUAGUUGUGGACAGUGUGGUUAUAAAUAGAUUGACUGUGUGUGGAACAGGACAUAGACAAGAAAGCAGAGACGAUGCACCAAUUUGUGUUCCAUGUUCAGAGGGCUAUUAUUUAACAAAUCAUCGCGAGUGCAAACCCUGUGAUUAUGGGUACUAUCAAGAUAACAAAGCACAAACAGAGUGUAAGAAAUGUGACAAUGACAAAACAACGUAUCGGAAAGGUGUCCGUGAUGCUCUUGAAUGCAAAGUGUACUGUCCACUUGGUUAUGAAAAAAAUGGCACUGAUGAAGUCUGUCUUCCAUGUAAAAGAGGGUUUUAUAAAGAUAUUGUAUGGGAUGAUAAGUUUGGAUCUUGCAGACAGUGUCCAAGGGAUACAACAGAUAUGAUGGGAGCAAUUUCAGUUGAUAAUUGUUCUAUACCUGUCUGCAGCAAAGGAGAGUAUAUAGAUGAGGGUGUUUGUAAGCCUUGUCCUAAAGAUUCUUACUCAGAUGUUGAGCUACCAAAUACAAAAACGACAUGUAUUACAUGUGGAACAUUGAGGGGAACAUUAGUUGAAGGCUCAACAUCAGAUGAGUGCAUGACAGCAACAGAAAGAACAAGCACAACACAGAAGACACCCGAGGAAGAUGUUUCUGUUGGAACUAAAUUGUAUUCAAUUAUUGGAGGAGCAGUUGCUGGAGUGGUACUUCUGGUCAUUCUUGUUGUUAUAGGUGUAUGUUUCUAUAAAAGAAGACAACAUGUAUCUAGGAAACCAGAGAGCAGCGUUAAUACAGCAAACGUUACCGAUGAUAAUGAAGACGGGGUCCACUACCUAAGCCUCGAUGAUAUGCGGAUAUCGAUGUCAGACACAGAUGAUGUGCACUUAAGAAGGCCUUCUUUGCCACUUAGACAAGCCCAAGAUGACACAACCUCUUAUAUGGCGCCUAUAAGCCGAAAUGUCAGUCAUGAUGUUUCCUAUCCAGGACAAAACAGAAGUGAGGCGACUGUUACAGUUGAUGCUAGCCAACAAGAGGCAGGAUACCAUUCCCUACAAUCUGUCAGAGACAAAAAUGCUUUGUAUACAAGGCUAGUGAUAGGAGAUAAAUCAACCACUAGACAAAUUUAUGAGAAUCAAGAAAGACCCAAAACCAACGAUGGAAUUAUACAGCUUCGUAGAUCAGGCUAUAACAAUGCUGAACGUGAUUAUUACAAUAAAAUGUCACUGAACAUGGAACAACAUCAGCAGCAACAAGCUUAUGAAAGGUUAAGGAAAGAUGCACAGGGAGACCAACACAAUUAUGAACAUCUAUGAACCAACAUGACAAACAACACGUGCUUUGAAACAGUCUAUUGAAGUGAUAUUCAUUUGUUAUAUUGUGCCCCCCCCCCCUCCCCACAGUAUUUUUUUCACAUGGUGUUUCCCUUGUCUGAUUGAUACCUUAGGUGGUAGGAGGUAAGGCCUAUGACAAUGGGAAAUCAUUGUAUUCAUUCUAUAACCACUUAAUAUAAUCCGUUUCCUAUGGACACAUAUCUAUAGACUAUAGUAAUCAUUACUUUUUAUGUAGUUGUUAAAAUGACAUCUAAAUUGUUCAAUAGCUAAUCAUUACUUUUUAUGUAGUUGUUAAAAUGACAUCUAAAUUGUUCAAUAGCUAAAUAGUAAAUAUGAUAAAUCACUAAUUAAGAAUAAAUUUAAUCCUAGAAAAAAUAUAGUUAAGAAAAAGUGCUAGAUUUUUUCAUAGCUAAUUUAAGUUGAUGUUUUACAGUUAAAUAUGCAAGUUGCAUAUAUAUGUCAUCAAAAUAGAUUAAGGUUGUGCUUUGUUGUAUAUUACAUUUUUCAUAAUAACAUUUUCAAGCAAAUACAUUAUUUGAUAACACUGCAAACUAAUAUUAUAACCUUUUUUCACCCGCACAACGAGUGCCUGCAAGUCAAAACUUACCCAAACCAAAAUGUACACACGUUUGCCCAAUUCCUGGUGAAUUCGUGUUUAUGUGUGUACCUUCUAUUUUAUGGGUUUCUACCAAAACAAGAAAAUUAUAUUUCUUCGCUCUUCGCUGGCUCCUGUUUUCCUACAGAACAAAAACAAAUAUUUAAAUUAUUUUUCACUCGCUGCCUCAAUUUAUCAAGUGUGUUGAACAAUUUUUCAAUUUGAGGUGGACUUAGAUAUAUAAAAAUGUAUUGAAUAUAUUCGGUUACACAUAUUUUUAUGCUUACGGAAGACUUUGCUGUGUAAAUACCUAAAGAAUGUCAUAUUAUUGUAUAAAUCAUGAACUUUGUUUAAUGCAACUGCCAUCAUCUUCUUUUAAAUAACUGUGCUUUCUUUGAUCAUAUAAGUGCUCUUUCUUGUUUAUCUCGUGUAUAUAAUUAUUGUAUAUUUUAUAAUCAGAGAAAAGUGAAAACAGAAACAGUAAAUAUUUUUAUAUUUUGUCCAGUUUGAAUUGCAUACAUGUAUUUCCGUAGCUUAUCUUCGCUGGCUCCUGUUUUCCUAAAAAACAAAAACAAAUAUUUAAAUUAUUUUUCACUCGCUGCCUCAAUUUAUCUCAGAAAAAAAAUGCAAUGAAAAUCUUUUCAAUUUGGGAUGGCCUUAGAUAUAUAAAAAUGUUUUAAAUAUAUUCGGUUACACAUAUUUUUAUGUUUGCCGGUGACUUUGCCAUAUUAUUUUGUAUAAAUUACGAACUUUGUUUAGGUAAUGCAACUGCCAUCACCUUCAGUAAACUAACUGUGUUUUCUUUGAUUAUGUAAGUGUUUUUUCUUGUUAUCUCGUGUAUAAAAAUAUUGUAUAUCUUAUACUCGGAGAAAAGUGAAAAUAGAAAUAAAUAGUAAAUAUGUAUAUGUGUUCCAAUUUUAAUUCCAUACAUGUAUUUCCAUAGCAAUGUAGCUAGUCUUCGCUGGCUCCUGUUUUCCGGAGGGAAAAAAAAACAAAUAUUUAAAUUAUUUUUCACUGGCUUACUCAAUUUAUCUCAGAAAAAAAUGCGAUGGACAACUUUUCACUUUUGGAUGGCCUUAGAUAUAUAAACAUGUAUUAAAUAUAUUCGGUUACACAUAUUUUUAUGUUUGCAGAUGACAUUGCUAUAUUCUUUUGUAUAAAUCAUGAACUUUGUUUAAUGCAACUGCUGUCACCUUCUAUAAACUAACUGUGUUUUCUUUUAAAAAAUAACUGUGUUUUCUUUGAUAAUGUAGCCCCAUGUGGUUUUGGGACGAUUUGUGUAUGAAAAGAAUUGGAACCACUGCCUUACCCUUGCAUGAUCGUAAGAGGCGACUAAUAGGGUCUUAACAUUUGGUUUUGCAGUAACUCUGUGAUUCCAGCAGGUAUGCAAAUUUUGAUUCCAUACCUCAUGAUUUUAUUUCGAUGUAAAUGAGAUCUGGAACCAAAAUUUGUAGUCCUGUUUGGCGCCAUAUAACCUAUACUGUGUUGGUGCGCCGUAAAACCCCAAAAAAUCAAUAAAUUUGAUUAUGUAAGUGUUUUUCUUGUUAUCUCGUGUAUAUAAAUAUUGUAUAUCUUAUAAUCGGAGAAAAGUGAAAAUAAUAAUAAAUAGUAAAUAUGUAUAUGUGUUCCAAUUUUAAUUGCAUACAUGUAUUUCCAUAGCAAUGUAGCUAGUCUUCGCUGGCUCCUGUUUUCCGGAGGGAAAAAAUACAGAUAUUUAAAUUAUUUUUCACUCGCUUGCUCAGUUUAUCUAAAAAAAAAUGCGAUGAACAGUUUUUCACUUUGGGGUGGUCUUAGAUAUAUAAACAUGUAUGAAAUAUAUUCGGUUACACAUAUUUUUAUGUUUGCAGAUGACAUUGCCAUAUUAUUUUGUAUAAAUCAUGAACUUUGUUUAAUGCAACUGUCGUCAGCUUCUGAAAACUAUAUAUUUAUAACUGUGUUUUCUUUUAAAAAAUAACUGUGUUUUCUUUGAUAAUAUAGCCCCAUGAGGUUUUGGGACGAUUUGUGUAUGAAAAGAAUUGGAACCACUGCCUUACCCUUGCGUGAUCGUAAGAGGCGACUAAUAGGGUCUUAACAUUUGGUUUUGCAGUAAAUCUGUGAUUCCAGCGGGUAUGCAAAUUUUGAUUCUAUACCUCGUGAUUUUAUUUCGAUGUAAAUGAGAUCCGGAACCAAAAUUUGUAGUCCUGUUUGGCGCCAUAUAACCUAUACUGUGUUGGUGCCGCGUAAAAAUGGUAUAAAGGGAAACAAUCAAAUUUAACCAAUCUGGCUUAAUAAUCAAGGGACAAUACUCUUCAAAACACGGUCUCAUUUCUGGACAUGGCCGUAAAACCCCAAAAAAUCAAUAAAUUUGAUCAUGUUAGUGUUUUUCUUGUUGUCUCGUGUAUAUAAAUAUUGUAUAUCUUAUAAUCGGAGAAAAGUGAAAAUAAUAAUAAAUAGUAAAUAUGUA